This is a messenger RNA of Dentiscutata erythropus, 197 nucleotides long. The record is from the annotation of a GenBank genome assembly. Lineage: Eukaryota; Fungi; Glomeromycota; Glomeromycetes; Diversisporales; Gigasporaceae.
AAUUUUCUGAUGAAGAUAUUAAAAAUAUAGCUGAGAAUAUAGUUGAAAAUAUAGUUGAAAGAACUGCUAAUUCUAUAGUAAUAAAAAAUAAAACAAAUAUUAAUUUUUUUCUUGCUCUAACACCAACUAUUUCAGAACAAGCUCGAUUUGAAGAUCAAAUUUUAAGCAUAACUGUAGCAAAUAGUUGGUUAUUUUGA